Molecule: messenger RNA, 799 nt
Organism: Pollicipes pollicipes
Lineage: Eukaryota; Metazoa; Arthropoda; Thecostraca; Pollicipedomorpha; Pollicipedidae
Product: NF-kappa-B inhibitor cactus
Exons: 3
Coding region: 47-799 (250 amino acids)
Biological process (GO): cellular response to tumor necrosis factor
Cellular component (GO): cytosol
Molecular function (GO): NF-kappaB binding
Source: RefSeq, a predicted model, not a curated record
GUAGAGCGGCGGGGAGGUCGGUGCAGCCGCGCGAUCGACGCCGAACAUGUCACACAACGGAGUGAACGGCGGCUGGAACGGCGAGGGCACGACAGUCAGCGACUGCGCGGCGGCGCUGCCGACACGCGGCGCGGCCCCUCACCGGCUGCGGCUCGGCAAGCAGCGCGACCUGGCGCCACUCGACAGCGGCUUCGUGUCGGGCCUGCUGUCGCCGGCCGAUGGCCUGUCGCCGGCGCCGGGCGCGCCGCCGCUGCGCUACCCGAAGGAAGCGUCGCAGCGGCCGGGCGAGGGCGCGGACGAGCGGCUCAGCGCCGGCCUGAGUGGCCUCCAGCUGGACGAGUGUGAGCUGAGCGGCGCCGAGCGCGGCGUCUGGGAGCGCCGCUACCUGCAGGUGCUGGACGAGGCCUUCCGCGGCGACGAGGACGGAGACACGCACCUUCACCUGGCCAUCAUCUACGAGUACGCCGGCGUCGCCGAGUGCCUCGUGCGGCUUGUGCCGCACCCGGACUUUCUCAACCUCCGCAACAGCUACAUGCAGACGCCGCUGCACCUUGCGGCGCUGACCGGCCAGGCGGCGCUGUGCCGCCACCUCGUGGUGGCCGGCGCCGACACGAACCACCGCGACAGGCACGGCAACACGCCGCUGCACCUGGCCUGUGAGAGGGCCGAUCGGCGCUGCGUGCAGGCGCUGACGGCGCCCGUCAGCGCCUGCGAGACGCGGCUGGCGGCCCCACGCUACGCGCUGCCACCGGCCGCGCCGCCGCCGCCGCUCGACGAGUGGAACUACCAGGGUGAGUGA